CUCCGCUCGUGUACGGACGUACAGAGCGAUUGCUCCAGAGAGUGUGAUUGCAAGAAAAGGAGUGAAGUGUGAAAAACGGCAGCCAUUUGUGGCAAGGACUGAAUCGGAAAAAAUUUAUUUUCCCAGCAAAAGUGUGAACUCUAGCCGGCUUAGUGGAAAAGCUUACUCAUUUUCGGUAAAUCCUACGAGUAACUGUGUGAACUAGCGCGCAGGGCCGGACCAGAUCUCAGUUAGUGUCGUUUUCGUUGAGUGAAGCAGCAGCAGCAGCAGAAUGGGUAAGGAGAAGAUUCAUAUUAACAUCGUCGUGAUCGGACACGUCGACUCCGGCAAGUCCACCACGACCGGUCAUCUGAUCUACAAGUGCGGCGGUAUCGACAAGCGUACCAUCGAGAAGUUCGAGAAGGAAGCCCAGGAGAUGGGCAAGGGCUCGUUCAAGUACGCCUGGGUCUUGGACAAGCUGAAGGCCGAACGUGAACGUGGUAUCACCAUCGAUAUCGCCCUGUGGAAGUUCGAAACCGCCAAGUACUACGUCACCAUCAUCGAUGCCCCUGGACAUCGUGAUUUCAUCAAGAACAUGAUCACCGGAACGUCGCAGGCUGAUUGUGCCGUGCUGAUCGUUGCCGCCGGUACUGGUGAGUUCGAGGCCGGUAUCUCCAAGAACGGUCAGACCCGCGAGCACGCCCUGCUGGCCUUCACCCUCGGUGUCAAGCAGCUGAUCGUCGGUGUCAACAAGAUGGACUCAACUGAACCUCCGUACCACGAGGCUCGCUUCGAGGAAAUCAAGAAGGAAGUCUCGUCCUACAUCAAGAAGAUCGGUUACAACCCGGCCUCGGUUGCGUUCGUUCCGAUCUCCGGCUGGCACGGCGACAACAUGCUCGAACCAUCCGACAAGAUGCCGUUCAAGGGAUGGGCCAUCGAGCGCAAGGAGGGCAAGGCUGAAGGCAAGUGCCUGAUUGAAGCCUUGGACAACAUUCUGCCUCCGUCGCGCCCGACCGACAAGGCUCUGCGUCUGCCGCUGCAGGACGUGUACAAAAUCGGUGGUAUUGGAACGGUCCCGGUCGGUCGUGUAGAAACCGGUAUCCUGAAGCCAGGUAUGGUGGUCGUGUUUGCUCCGGUCAACAUCACCACUGAAGUCAAGUCGGUCGAAAUGCACCACGAAGCGCUGCAGGAGGCCCUCCCCGGCGACAACGUGGGCUUCAACGUCAAGAACGUUUCGGUCAAGGAGUUGCGUCGUGGCUAUGUUGCUGGCGACUCCAAGGCCAGCCCGCCGAAGGGUGCCGCUGACUUUACUGCUCAGGUCAUUGUCCUGAACCACCCGGGCCAGAUUGCCAACGGUUACACCCCGGUGCUGGAUUGCCACACCGCCCACAUUGCGUGCAAGUUCGCCGAAAUCAAGGAGAAGUGCGACCGUCGUUCCGGCAAGGUCACCGAGGAGAAUCCCAAAUCCAUCAAGUCCGGCGAUGCGGCCAUCGUCAAUCUGGUGCCAAGCAAGCCGCUGUGCGUCGAAAGUUUCCAGGAGUUCCCACCGUUGGGACGUUUCGCCGUACGCGACAUGCGUCAGACCGUGGCCGUCGGAGUCAUCAAAUCGGUGAACUUCAAAGAGGCCACCGGUGGUAAAGUAACCAAAGCCGCCGAGAAGGCCCAGAAGAAGAAAUAACUAGAGACACAGGAACACCCGAGCACAGUAGUAGCGGUAAGCAGCAACAACAGCACUUAUUCUACCACUACUACUACAAAAAAUAAACCAAACCAAUUCUCAACAUUAUUAUUAUUGAAUAAUGAUGCCCGAAUGUGGACUUUUAUUGACUGCGCAGUCCGGUCGGCGGUUGCCUUCAAUAGAAAUCAUCCAUUAUUAUUAAAUAAUAAUUUAAGAAAUAAUAUUAAUCGUAAACUACAACUUAAUAUUAAUCGUAAUAAUUUAAAGAAAAACACUGACAAAAAAAUUCAGGCCGGCUGGUGCAUAGAGGAUUUUAUUGGUAACUUUGCUAACACAACAACCACAGCAGAAACAACAACAACACGAUCAUCAUCACCAUUAACCCUAUUGUCUUGCUUCAAUCAGCUGACUUCUAUGUCAUCUCUAUCAUCGGUCCUUGCCUCCUACUCCCCAACCAACAUCAACAGCAACAGCAACAGCAGCAGCGAUGAUCACUACCCAUCUCCAUCGUCAGCAUCAUCUGCAAAGAAGACUAAUUUAUUUUACCACCAUAGAAAAGCAUUUCGAAGGAAAGAAGAUACGGGUGAUCAUUCGGAGCAAUCCAUUGUCGCCAACAUUACCAUUGGGAUCGCCGCCGCCACCACUACUGUCGCGGAGUAUCUUCUUCUCUCCAUCAUUUCCAACGCUCUACUUCUCACACUUACCACCAUCAUCACCACCACUACUACUUCUAGUUUAGUUGGUUCUACUAAUUUCGCGACCAUAUGGUCAUGAUACGCUCGUAAAAAUACCAAAGAUUUUUUGGAAUGAUUUUAACGUUUAAGUCUCACUUUACGUCUUUGUUUAGGCAUGAUAAGUCUAUGUAGUUUUUAAAAAGACAUCAUCUACACACACUAUAUGUUCCAAGUGAUCAUCUGCUCUGAUGAGAUAGAACCGAGUGAGAGAGAGAGA
Messenger RNA from Aedes albopictus (Asian tiger mosquito), 2608 nucleotides. RefSeq names its product elongation factor 1-alpha (gene eEF1alpha2). NCBI's taxonomy places the organism in Eukaryota, Metazoa, Arthropoda, Insecta, Diptera, Culicidae. Gene Ontology annotation, molecular function: GTPase activity; GTP binding; translation elongation factor activity. The record is from RefSeq and is a predicted model, not a curated record. Gene Ontology annotation, biological process: translational elongation; translation.